This is a messenger RNA of Sander lucioperca (pikeperch), 1275 nucleotides long. RefSeq names its product PI-PLC X domain-containing protein 1 (gene plcxd1.2). NCBI's taxonomy places the organism in Eukaryota, Metazoa, Chordata, Actinopteri, Perciformes, Percidae. The record is from RefSeq and is a predicted model, not a curated record. Gene Ontology annotation, molecular function: phosphoric diester hydrolase activity. The transcript has 6 exons. Bases 340 to 1275 code for a protein of 311 amino acids. Gene Ontology annotation, biological process: lipid metabolic process.
GGUGCUUUGAUGUAUUGUGUUUAGAGACACAUAUGCGUCAAAAAACAAGUGGUGGUCUGAGGUUCCUGAAGUGUCCCAAAACAGCGGAACAUAGCUUUAAGUGCUACACUUGUGACACGGUGUAGCGUUCAAUCAACACAGAAGAAUCAGGAAAUCCAAGUUCCAGCCCCCUCUUCCUCCCCCUGACCUCCUCCUCCUCCUGCGGUCGAAAGGAAUUAGAUAAAGGAAGAGGACAGGGUCGAGCAUAUGAUGACUAACUUUAACAGGUUUUUCGCAUCUAUAGUUCGGAGCUGGUUUUAGUGAGCGAGUCUCCUGCAGGCGUGUGACCGACCGUGCGACAUGGAUCUCGGCUGCCAGGACUGGAUGUCAGCUCUACCCGCGGAGCUGUGGGACGUCCCUCUCACUAACCUGGCCAUACCCGGGAGCCAUGAUGCCAUGAGUUACUGUCUGGACAUAAACUCCCCCUUGGUCCCGUCUGAAUCAGACUUUUUCCGGCUCCUGGACAGACUUUUCUCCUGCUUUACCAGACCUGCCAUCUUUAGAUGGGCUACAACACAGGACAAAAGCAUCGAGGAGCAACUUUCGAUGGGGAUUCGCUUCUUCGAUCUCCGUGUUGCACACAAACCCAACGACUCCUCCAGCGACCUGUACUUCACACACGUCAUAUACACACAUCUAACCGUUCUGGAAACCCUGUCGUCUGUUGCCACCUGGCUGGACUCUCACCCAAAGGAGAUUGUUAUUCUUGCUUGCAGCCAUUUUGAGGGACUCGAGGACAAACUCCAUCAGUUGUUCAUUUUCUCCCUGAAGAAGCUGUUUGGCUCAAAGCUCUGCCCCCAGGUUAGCGAAUCCGUCCUGACCCUGCGGAGCCUGUGGGCAUCUGGUUACCAGGUCGUCCUGUCCUACGACUCCCAGAGUGCAGCGAGACAUCAGGAGCUGUGGCCUGCCAUCCCUUACUGGUGGGCCAACCAGCAUACAGCACAAGGAGUGAUCAGUUACCUGGACUGGAACAAAGACCUGGGACGUCCAGAGGGCUUCUUCGUCUCUGGCCUGAACCUGACAGCUGAUAGAUAUUACAUCACCGAGAACCCGAAGCAAUCCCUGCGGACGCUGACCUUCAGUAACUGGGAGUGUUUGAGGAAAUGGCUGGAGGAGCAGGCGCCUGGGUCGGACCCCAAGAGCCUCAACAUCAUCGCAGGAGACUUUGUGGGUCCACUUCCGCUCUGCUCUCUGGUCAUUGCACUGAACAAAAAAUUUCUGCGGAUCAUCAGCUAG